AUGGCAUACGUACGAGAGCAUACGAGCAUUCCUAUUCCCGACGUAUAUACCUUCGACUCGGAUAUGAGGAACAAUGCUCUGGGUCUGGAGUGGAUAUUCAUGGAAAAAGCCUCCGGCAAACAAUGGAGAGCAGCCCGCCAGCACCUUAAGCCCGCCAAAGCGCGAGGGGUCCUCAAACAGCUUGCUGGCUGGGCCGGACACGACGAUUCCGUUUUCAUGGGUCCGUAUGACAGCACUGGAGACUACGCGUCCGCGUUGCUGACGGCCCAAAUGAGGGAUCUGUCCAAUCCAACUCUAGCGAAUGCUUCGCAGCCGAACGUCGGCACAGCGGCUACAAAAACUACAGCAAAGGUGGACGACGAGAAGCGUCAGCGAUACGAGGGCGAGUACGAGCUCAAAGAGCGCGGGAAGAUGGUUGUGAGAGAGAUCACCAGGCAAGAAAAGACGCCAGGAAACGACUUGAAUAAGAGGUUCUUGGAGCUAGACAUGCUAGUCUCUGAUCACACUGAGGUGGAAUACCUUGCCCGUGAAGUCCGAGACUUCGUCAAAGCGGAAACGGAAAUCUAUGGUGCUGAGCCCGAGGAGAACUUGACUUGGGAAGAGUAUCAACAGGCCUCAAAGGAGGAAGAAGAAACCGAAUCGCGAAACGAUCAUACAAUCAACGAGAAUGUGGAUAACGCAAUCCAAAUCGGCCUCGAGAUCUUCCGCCUCAUUCCGCAUGUGUUCAGGAACGAGAGGCUGGGACCAGAUUCCACCUACCUUCAUCACUGGGACAUCAAUGACGAGAACUUACUCGUGGACAGGCAUGGAAGUGUCACGGCUCUCCUAGAUUGGGAACAACUCACAACCCUACCUUUUGCGCACAAAAGGGAACGCUUCCAGCUGCCUAGUCUCAUCUCGCGUUCGCCUGGUGAAGUCGACGCUAGAACCGAGAGAACGUAUGCACUGCUCUUCAAUAACGAAAUGCGGAAGCUGGAUCCAGAGUGGAGGAGGGAAACGCAAGUUCUUGUUGAUAAGCAGGUAGAUGCUCGGUUGAAUGAUCAGCAGGAACUCGUUCUCAUGAUCAUCAGCCGUCACCACGUGAGGGAGCCCGAUGCAGCGAUAUCGACAAAGGCCAAGCUCGAGAAGAUGCCGAAAUAUGGAAAACCGGCGCCGAUCUUCUGA
Molecule: messenger RNA, 1164 nt
Organism: Mytilinidion resinicola
Lineage: Eukaryota; Fungi; Ascomycota; Dothideomycetes; Mytilinidiales; Mytilinidiaceae
Exons: 3
Coding region: 1-1164 (387 amino acids)
Source: RefSeq, a predicted model, not a curated record